GUACCACUAUCACUGAUCACGCGUCUUCAGUAUUCAUCAUUGCCCUCUCAACUUUGUGUCUCCUUCAUCACUACCCAGCAGCUUCCGCUUACUUUCCUUUCUCUCUUCACAAAGAGUUUCUUAAUUGAUGUUAUUAAUUAACUGUUUAGUGUUAAUAACCACAACUCUUGUUCAGCACAUACAUACACUUCUUCAAACUUCAAACAUAUGGCGUCCGCCUCUUCUUCCACUUCAAUCCCACUACCACCACCACCAAGAUCAUGCACCUAUCACGUGUUCUUGAGUUUCAGAGGAGAAGACACUCGCACAGGUUUCACUGGCCAUCUCUAUGCGGCCCUCAACAGGAAGGGAAUCACAACCUACAAAGAUGACCAAAACCUUAGCAAAGGCCAUGUUAUUUCAAAAGAACUCCUCAAAGCAAUUGAAGAGUCGAUGUUUGCAGUUAUCGUUUUCUCACCGGAUUACGCUUCCUCCAGUUGGUGCUUGGAUGAACUCCAAAAGAUCAUGGAGUGUAAGAAACAGCUGGGGCUACAGAUCGAGGCAGUGUUCUACGGUGUGGAGCCUUGUGAUGUGAGGCACCAAAGAGGAACCUUUGAAGAAGCUUUGAAGAAACACGAACAGAGACAUGACAGUGAGAAGAUCAAGAGAUGGAGAGAUGCGCUAACACAAGUUGCUGCUCAUUCUGGUUGGACCUCCAAAAAUCAUAAUACAUUAAUUGAAUCAAUUUCUAAAAAUUUUUUACAAAUUUUAACCAUUAAACCAAGAGCUUGUCUUUCACAAAUGAUUGGCACCAAUUCAAGAGUGGAACAAGUGAUUACUCUCAUAGGUCUUGGAUUGAAUGAUGUUCGCUUUAUAGGCAUAUGGGGAAUGGGCGGCAUUGUAAGGGAGAACUGUGAGAAAAAAGAUAUUACUCACAUGCAAAAACAACUUCUUGAUCAAAUGAAUAUAAGUUCAAAUGCUGUUUAUAACGAGUAUGAUGGGAGGACAAUAAUUCAAAACUCUUUACGUCUCAAAAAGGUACUUCUUGUUCUUGAUGAUGUAAAUCAUGAAAAACAAUUAGAGGAUUUGGCUGGGGAGCAAGAUUGGUUUGGUCCUGGAAGCAGAAUAAUAAUUACAACUAGAGACAUAGAGGUGCUAAAGGGACCAGAGGUGCAUGAAACUUAUAAGGUUAAAGGGUUAGUGGAAAGUGAAGCCCUUAACCUCUUUUGUUUGAAAGCCUUUAAACAGCAGAAGCCUACAGAAGGGUUUUUGGAUUUGUCCAAAGAAGUAGUCAAAUAUAGCGGUGGUCUCCCACUGGCACUUAAAGUAUUGGGUUCCUAUCUUAAUGGCAGACCUACUAUUGCGGUUUGGUAUAGUGCUAUUGAAAGAAUAAAGAAGACUUCACAUUCUAAAAUUAUUGAUGUAUUGAAAAUAAGCUAUGAGGGUUUAGAAGAUACAGAAAAGGAUAUUUUUCUAGAUAUUGCUUGUUUCUUUAAAGGGAAUAAAAAAGAAUAUGUAACAAAGAUAUUAGAAGGAUGUGGUUAUCAGGCUGACAUUGGUCUUGAUAUUUUGAUUAACAGAACAUUGAUCACUAUAAAUAAAUAUGAUAAAUUGGGGAUGCAUGAUCUGCUUGAAGAAAUGGGCAAACAAAUUGUAAUUCAGGAAUCUCCGAAUGAUGCUUGUAACCGUAGCAGAUUGUGGUGUUGGGAGGAUGUUGAAUUUGUACUUACUCAAAAGGAGAAAACUAAAGCAACUCAUGGCAUCGUUCUACCUAUGGUGUAUUGGUGGAAUAGCGAGACUAAAGUGAAUUGGAGAGAUUUAUCUUUCUCAAAAAUGUGCCAGUUAAAGCUUCUCAUUUUAGAUGGCGUGAGAGCUCCCAUUCUCUGCCAUAUACCUUGUACAUUAAAGGUAUUUCGCUGGACAGAUUGUCCACUGAAAACUCUGCCCCUUACAGAUCAUCAACGCUAUGAGCUUGUUGAAAUUGAUUUGUCUUAUAGCGAAAUUGUAGAGUUAUGGGAUGGAAAGAAGGUUCUAGAAAAGUUAGAGCACUUGAAUCUGGUCGGGUGCAAACAGCUGAAGCAAACGCCAGAUCUUUCUAAGGCUUCCAAUCUUAAAGAACUUGAUCUUAGGGAAUGCGAGGAGCUGGAUUAUAUUCACCAGUCUCUCGCACAACACAAGAGGCUUGUUGAAUUGGGUUUAAGUGGAUGUAGGAGUCUUGAAACACUUGGAGAAAAAUUGGACAUGAGUUCACUCGAGAUACUAGAUCUAUCUAAGUGCAGUAGUUUGAGAAGACUGCCAGAUCUUUCUGGGGCUCCCAAUCUUAAAAUACUUUAUCUUCGGAAAUGCAAGGAGCUGGAUUAUAUUCACCCGUCUCUUGCACACCACAAGAGGCUUGUUGAAUUGGAUUUAGGGCAAUGUAAGAGUCUUGAAACACUUGGAGAUAAAUUGGAGAUGAGUUCACUCGAGACACUAUAUCUUAAUGGCUGCAGUAGUUUGAGAAGACUGCCAGAAUUUGGGGAAUGCAUGAAACAGUUAUCGAUUCUUAUUCUGAAAUAUUCAGGCAUAGAAGAGCUACCCCCAACGCUUGGAAAUUUGGCUGGCGUGUCUGAGUUGGACUUAACUGGAUGCAGCAAGAUUACUGGUCUUCGCUUAUCACUUUCACUAGGAUGUUUCGUUGGCCUUAAAAAGUUGGUGUUAGGUGGGUUAGAGUCCCUCACAGUCAGAGCUGAUUAUGAUGAUUCUGACACCUCAUCUAGACAAGAGUCGACCCUUUCCUGUGAUAUUGCCCACUUAGCAUCGUUGACGGAUUUGGAUUUAUGUCUUAACAGAUUUUUAAGAGUUCCAAUAAGUAUCCAUCAACUUCCCAGACUUACACGUCUGAACCUAUCUCUAUGCAAUGAAUUGAAGGUUUUACCAGAGCUUCCAUCAGGUCUAAGAGAAUUAGACGCACAGGGUUGUUAUUCACUGGAUAAAUCAUAUGUUGAUGAUGUCAUAUCAAAGGCAUGUUGUGGCUUUGCAGAAUCAGCUAGCCAAGAUCGUGAAGACUUCUUGCAAAUGAUGAUCACAGGGGAGGAAAUUCCAGCAUGGUUUGAGCAUCAGGAAGAAGAUGACGGAGUAUCAGUGUCAUUCCCGCAGAAUUGCCCUUCAAUUGAAACCAUCGCACUUGCUCUCUGUUUCCUAAUUGAUAUUGAAUAUCUUGACCCAGUAAUGCCAUCGGUGAUCUGCAACGGUAAAAAAUUCAUCAAGGCGAGUUUCGAGAUGUGGGUUGAUUCAGAUACUUUGUUCAUUGUGUGCGUAAACGGUUACUAUUUUAGUAAGCUGUUAUGCCAACACAAUCGCUUCCAAUUGUUAUUUCCAGAUUAUGACUAUCUUGAUAUUCGAGUAAAGAGAUGUGGAGCACGUUGGGUGUGCAAGCAAGACAUUCAAGAUUUCAAGAAAACAAAAUCCCAAACAGGGAAAAGAAAAAGAAACUCUUGAAUGGAACAUGGACAUGAUCUCACAUUCUUCAGCUUCUAGAAAUAAGAUGAUCGUGGUUGACUCUCCAGUGUACGAAGAAGAGAUAGAGCGAACCGCCACAGCGGAGGGCGCUAUUCGCCAUUUGGCAUUUCGCAAAAGCUCUGACCCACCUCAACUCUUACCGGUCUUCCCUUUGCAUCCCAGUUCUCAUAGCUCAUGACGCAGCUUUCUCAAUAUAUUACAUGUAUCAUUGCCAAGCUUAGAUCUCCUCAGCUAAA
This is a messenger RNA of Arachis duranensis, 3713 nucleotides long. Its product is annotated as TMV resistance protein N. The record is from RefSeq and is a predicted model, not a curated record. NCBI's taxonomy places the organism in Eukaryota, Viridiplantae, Streptophyta, Magnoliopsida, Fabales, Fabaceae. Gene Ontology annotation, biological process: signal transduction; defense response. Bases 208 to 3456 code for a protein of 1082 amino acids. The transcript has 7 exons. Gene Ontology annotation, molecular function: ADP binding.